Messenger RNA from Acanthopagrus latus (yellowfin seabream), 3927 nucleotides. RefSeq names its product G protein-coupled receptor, class C, group 6, member A (gene gprc6a). The record is from RefSeq and is a predicted model, not a curated record. NCBI's taxonomy places the organism in Eukaryota, Metazoa, Chordata, Actinopteri, Spariformes, Sparidae. Gene Ontology annotation, cellular component: membrane. Bases 45 to 2801 code for a protein of 918 amino acids. The transcript is spliced from 6 exons. Gene Ontology annotation, molecular function: G protein-coupled receptor activity. Gene Ontology annotation, biological process: G protein-coupled receptor signaling pathway.
AGAGCCUAAAGCCAACACUGAGGAACAGUGGAGAAGACUAUAGUAUGGCCUGGAUUGCUCUUGUUAUCUAUUUGUACAUCACACUUUUCUUUACUAUUCUGGAGAGUGGACAUGGAAUUGUAAAGGGUAGCCGUGCACUCAGCGCCACAGCCCCAGGAGACGUCAUCAUUGGAGGAAUCUUUCCCAUUCAUGAAGAUGUGGACAAGGAGAACACGUCCUUUGCGCCCCACCUACAGCCAUGUAUCAGGUUUCAGGAAUUAGGCCUUGUGAGGGCUCUGGCUAUGAUAAACACCAUAGAAGUCAUGAACAAAUCUCCUCCGCUGACUGAGGUCAACAUCACUCUGGGCUACCAGAUCCUGGACUCCUGCUCAGACGUCAGCACCGCUCUGAGAGCCACGGCAGACCUCAUCCAGCAGGCUGACUGCCACCAAGGAAGCAACAGUCUCACCUGCGGCCAGCCGGUCAUGGCUGUUAUCGGGGCCUCUAACUCUGAAACGUCCAUCGCCAUCGCCAGGCAACUGACUCUCAAGAUGAUUCCUCAAGUCAGUUAUUCAUCGACCGCUGUCAUUCUGAGUGAUAAGAAUCGCUUCCCUGCCUUCAUGAGGACCAUUCCUAAUGACGAGCAUCAGACAGCUGCUAUGGUCAGUCUGCUCAGCACAUACAGAUGGAGCUGGGUGGGAAUUAUCACCACGGACGGAAGUUAUGGCCGAUCAGCUCUGGACCACUUUGUGUCCAAAGCGUCUGUAGAAGGGAUCUGUGUGGCCUUCAAAUCAAUCUUACCUGAAUCUGUAACCAGUCUGGAUGUCCACUCUGUCAUUACAGAGACUGCUAAAACCAUCCAGGACAAUCCCAAAGUGCAAGUGAUUGUGUCAUUUGCAAAGCCAACUCACAUGAUGUACCUCUACCAGGAGAUUAAGAAUCAGACGCUGACAGCGGGGCAGAACAUUGGGUCCAUGAGAAGAGUGUGGGUGGCCAGUGACAGCUGGUCUUCAUCUAGCUCUGUGAGAGGGAACUUAACUCUGGAGGACAUAGGACAUGUUGUGGGCUUCACCUUCAGGAGGGGAUCUGUGACCUCAUUCCUUAAGAACCUGAGCAUGCUGGGGGCAGCUGGACACGAGCACACAGUGAAUAACUCCUUCAUGCAGGACUUCUACACACAGCUAAAUAUAAGUACAGAUUCUGGAGACACUGAGCUGCUGUCUAAAGCUGUGAACACCCUCAGAGAACACAUUCAAGCUGGUACUGUCUUCAGUGUUGAGAUGGCUGUGAGUGCCAUCGCUCAGGCUGUAGCAUCUGUCUGCAGGGGAAGAGACUGCAAAACAGCAGGCGCCAUGCAGCCCUGGGAGGUGCUGAGAACUCUGCGGAAGCAGGAGUUCAAACUUCAAGAAGAGCGCUAUAAGUUUGACAGUAGAGGAGACCUGAACCUGGGCUAUGAUGUGACAAUGUGGAGGUCAGACAGAGGGGACAUUGAUGUCCAUGAUGUUGUAGCUGAGUAUCACCCACAAGACAACAGCUUUACCCACAGCAACCACAGCGUCAACCAUCUGCAGGACCUCAGGCACAUCAUCUCAAAAUGCUCCAACAGCUGUGUGGCUGGAGAAUUCAAGAAAACAGCAGAGGGUCAACACACUUGUUGUUAUGAGUGCAUCAACUGUACUGAGAACUACUACUCUAACAGCACAGAUAUGGACCAGUGUCUGAGCUGUGACACAAAGUCAGAGUGGUCUCCAAAGGGCAGCUCCAGCUGCAUCCCCAAAGCGCGGCUCUUCUUCUCCUGGCGGGACGGCUUCGCUGUGGUGCUCCUGACCUUUUCUGCCCUGGGGAUCCUCCUGGCUCUGCUGGUGUCAGCUCUGUUUCUACAUCAGCGUGACACCCCUGUGGUGAAGGCUGCCGGAGGGCCGCUGAGCCAGGCCAUGCUGUUCUCUCUGGUCAUUAGUUUCAUCAGUGCCGUGCUGUUUGUUGGACAGCCCAACAGCUUCCAGUGCAAGGCUCGUCAGGUGCUCUUUGGCAUCAGCUUCACUCUGUGUGUCUCCUGCAUCCUGGUCAAGACCCUGCAGAUCCAGCUAGCCUUCCAGUUUGACCCCAGGCUGCAGGAGGUUCUGCGGAGGCUCUACCAGCCUUACGUCAUCAUCUGUGUCUGUGUGGCCUUACAAGCAGCUAUUUGCAUCUGCUGGCUGGUGCUCAAAAGCCCAUUUAAGCACAUCAUUAGGAAUCCGACCACCCUGCUGGAAGACUGUCAUGAGGGCUCCUAUUUAGGCUUUGGGGUGAUGCUAGGCUACAUAGCUGUCCUGGCUUUUGUGUGUUUUGUCUGUGCCUUCAGAGGACGCAAGCUUCCACAGCAGUACAACGAGGCCAAGUUCAUCACCUUCAGCAUGCUGCUCUACCUCAUCUCCUGGCUGCUCUUUGUUCCUGUCUAUGUCACCACUUCAGGAGUGUACCUGCCAGCUGUGGAGAUGGUAGUCAUUCUAAUCUCAAACUAUGGCAUCCUCAGCUGUCAUUUCUUCCCAAAAUGCUACAUAAUCCUUUUUAAGAAAGACCAAAACACCAGGAGCGCUUUCAGGAAAAAUCUGUAUGAAUACUCGAGCAAAACCACCAACUCUCCCUCUGUGUCUGAGAGUUCAGCAUCAGGGCAACAGUCCAGCGGUCAACACUACGUCAACAGUUUUUCAGUCUUCACUGUACCUGCAGAAAAUCCUCUCCCAGCUGCUGGGGUGACAAACUGCAUGGACCAAACUGACUGUUUAAGGUUGCACAAAAGUUCAGUCAGACAUCACUGCCUCAGAAGACGCACCAGCAUUUAAACUUUUAGUAUACGCUUGUCAAACCUCAUUAUUUGAAAUGGAUUGUCAGAAAUCAUUUAUAUUGAACUGUACAGUUCAUAAGAUUCUUUUACAGAGAUUAUACAUUUAAGGGUUAGCUACAAAAAUAUCUCAUUGUUGCACCAUUAUUACAUCCUGCCUAACAUUCAUUUCGGAGGACAUGUACAACCAACGCUUCAAAAAGACUCAGGAUACACAAGCCAGCCUCCAGCCUUAGACUUUACCAUUUUUUCUGUUUUAUGUCCCCUUCUUUUGAACAUGUGUUACAGCAACCCUAAAUCCAAACAUUGAGGAGGGUGCAGAUGUCUUUGAGGGCGCUCCAUGCAUCCUGAAAUUGUUGGCUUUUCUGUCUUUUCGGUCUGCUCCUGUCCGUCCUCCCACCCAUCAUACCGACUCUUCACAACACACAUUUCUGCCUGAAAAACAGCAUCUGUCACCGGCAACAAACUUUAAAUCACCAAGUGUUUGAGUUGGAAAAAAUUUCUUUCUGUGGGAAUUACACAGUGGUUCGUUUUCACUCCAGCGGUGCUUCAGGUCAUUGCUGUGGCAAUAAUGCAGUGUCUCUGUGUGAAAGGGGCUAGUGACCAUGUUUCAGGGAUUUACUUUUAUUUUUGUGGCGACAAAAAGAAAUGACAGUCAUUUUUUUCAAGUGAGGGAUUAUGUGAUUUGCAGAAGUAAUGCAUUUAGUUACUUGUUGCAGAAAAAGUGAUCCAAGUAUUCUUAGGGUUUACUUUGUAAGGUGUUAUCCCCAACAAUGCACAAGCUUCUGGAGAGAGACUUCAUUUUCACCUGUGGUUGUCAUGCACAUGAGGUCAAACUGUAAUUUCAACAAAAAUCACCAAAUUUAAUGAGGAGCAGUCGAUGUUAUGACCCUUGGUCAUAUAAACAUUUUUCUGUGCUUGAGUGAGUGUGUGUAUGUGUGAUUGGCUGCAGGUGUGUCUGACUGAUUGCAGGUCGUCCCAGGGAGCUGAUUGGUUCCUGCCUGAAAGCCAAGAGUUUAAGGGCCAGCUCCUCUCCAGUUCCCGUAUGCUCUCCCCUAUUGUCCCAGACUACCAGCAUUGUUGAUUGUGUACUAGCUGUGUUUGUGAAUAAAACCAUUUAAAAAUGC